AUGGUCAGCACCAGCAAAUGCUCGAGUGAUCCUGCUGCUGCUCUGUCUUUCAUGUUUGCUUCUGAAGGCCCAAUAAAGAACAGUGAGGAGGUGCUGCUGCCUCCAGCAGCAGCAGCAGCAGCAGCAGGCAGCAGCAUCAGCAGCAGCUGCUGCUGCAGCAGAGCUUGGCGCUUCUUUCGCUGCAGGUGCUGCGGUGUCUUGACGCAUGCAGCUGCUGCUGACUCAGCGGGCCCUUCUGUUGCUCUUUUCAUUGGCUUCGAGUGUAUGGACAGCAAGCGCAGCGCAGCAGCAGCAGCAGCAGCAGCAGCAGCAGCAGAAGCGGCACCGUCAGCUGCUGCUCCUGCUGCUACCGCUGGUGCUGUCGCCGAGGUGGAAAACAAAAGAGGUUGCUGCUACUUGAAGCAAGGAAGCCUCCGUAGCAGUAGCAGCAGCACUAGCAGCAGCAGCAGCAGCAGCAGCAGCAGCAGCAGCAGCAGCAGCAGCAGCAGUUCGUCAGCUGAAGAGUGUGAGGGGAUCUACAGCCCUAAAUGGGGCCGAGUGUUUCUGGGAGAGGCAUUUGUUGCAGCAGAUAAAGAGAAGAAAGGUGGGGGCAAGCACAGGCGCCGCAGCAGCAAACAGCAGCAGCAGCAGCAGCUGCUGCAGCAGCAGCUGCAGCAGCAGCUGCUGCAGCAGCCGCAGCAAAAUCACGUCAAGGAGCUGCCGUUUCGGCUGCUGCACCACCGGAAAGUCCUCUCACUUUGUCUUGCUGAUUUAUUAUUUCCCAAGCAGCAGCAACAGCAGCAAACAUAUUUGGUUAAGCUGACAGACGUGCAGCAGCAGCAGCAGCAGCAGCAGCAGCAACUGCUGCAUUAG
Molecule: messenger RNA, 852 nt
Organism: Eimeria necatrix
Lineage: Eukaryota; Apicomplexa; Conoidasida; Eucoccidiorida; Eimeriidae
Exons: 1
Coding region: 1-852 (283 amino acids)
Biological process (GO): regulation of transcription by RNA polymerase II
Cellular component (GO): nucleus
Molecular function (GO): transcription cis-regulatory region binding
Source: RefSeq, a predicted model, not a curated record